AUGGACGGCGGCAUGAACUACGAUUCGAUGAUGCUGGAUGGGGACUCUGAUCAGGCCCACGUAACAAUUCUGGCGGCCGAUAGCACAAAGGUCGACUUUGAACUGUCCCAAACGAACCUCCCAUUCGCCAAUGCUCUGCGGCGCGUCAUCCAGGCUGAGGUGCCCACCGUGGCGGUUGACCUGGUCGAGAUCGAGAUCAACACAUCGGUGCUGGCCGACGAGUUCAUCGCCCACCGGCUGGGUCUGAUCCCGCUCGACUCCAAGGACGUCGACGAGCUCAACUACUCGCGCGACUGCGACUGCGAGCAGUACUGCGAGCAAUGCAGCGUCACGCUGACCCUGCACGCCAAGUGCACAUCCGACGAGAACAUGAAGGUCUACGCCCGCGACCUCAUCGUGGACGGCCGCCACACGACCUCGGUCGGAACCCCCAUCAUCACGGACCCCGAUGGCCUCGGCUGUCUGCUCGCCAAGCUGCGGAGGGACCAGGAGCUGCGGCUGACCUGCAUCGCAAAGAAGGGUAUUGCCAAGGAGCACGCCAAAUGGAUGCCCACGUCAGCCGUUGGCUUUGAAUAUGACCCCCAUAACAAGCUGCACCACCUCGACAUGUGGUUCGAGAACGAUACCGAUCCCGAGGUUGAAUGGCCGAAGAGCAAGUACGCUGGGUGGGAACAGGCGCCAAAGGGCGAACCCUUUGAUUACGACGCCAAGCCCGAUCGCUUCUACUUUGAAGUCGAGACCUCUGGAAGCAUGGAGCCUGACCAAAUCGUGCAGAGCGGCAUUCGCGUGCUGCAACAGAAGAUUGGCGGGCUGCUGAAGGGUCUCGACCCGCGCAAGUAUGGCGGUGAGGAGGCCGGCGGCGAGUUUGACGGCCCACGCAGUCCCGACAUGAAUAUGGAGGGCGGCACAACACCGUGGCAAGACGGUGGCUACACGACACCGUACGGAGGAGGCAACAACACGGCCUACGGCGGCGGCGGCGGCAAUACGGCCUAUGGUGGCGGAGGCGGAUACGGAACGACACCCUACGGCCAGUCCGCUUGGCAAUAA
Akanthomyces muscarius is the source of this 1050-nucleotide messenger RNA. RefSeq lists its product as uncharacterized. NCBI's taxonomy places the organism in Eukaryota, Fungi, Ascomycota, Sordariomycetes, Hypocreales, Cordycipitaceae. Gene Ontology annotation, molecular function: DNA binding; protein dimerization activity; DNA-directed RNA polymerase activity. Gene Ontology annotation, biological process: DNA-templated transcription. The coding region runs from base 1 to 1050 and encodes 349 amino acids. The transcript has 3 exons. Gene Ontology annotation, cellular component: RNA polymerase II, core complex. The record is from RefSeq and is a predicted model, not a curated record.